AUGGAUGGAGAUAGUGCCGCUGGACCAGACGGAUUUACAAGAAAAUUUUUUAUGAAGGCCUGGGAAGUGGUGGCUCACGAUGUGUACAAGAUGGUUGUGAGUUUCUUCUGUGGUGCUGAACUAUCGCGGUUCAUUACGGCUACGUCUAUUGUUCUUUUGCCCAAGGUCAUGAAUCCUAAGGACUUUACUCAGUUUUGUCCUAUUAGUGUGAGUAAUUUUUUGAAUAAAGUUAUUUCUCGGAUUUUGGUGGGGAAGUUGUCUGGUGUGUUACCUCGGCUCAUUUCUCCUCAGCAAAGUGGUUUUGUUAAAGGACGGUCAAUUACGGAUAAUUAUUUGCUGGGUCAGGAGCUGAUGUCGGAGAUGGGAAGGAAGUGUAGAGGGGGAAUUUGGUGUUGA
This is a messenger RNA of Coffea arabica (coffee), 396 nucleotides long. NCBI's taxonomy places the organism in Eukaryota, Viridiplantae, Streptophyta, Magnoliopsida, Gentianales, Rubiaceae. The record is from RefSeq and is a predicted model, not a curated record.